Messenger RNA from Cylicostephanus goldi, 396 nucleotides. NCBI's taxonomy places the organism in Eukaryota, Metazoa, Nematoda, Chromadorea, Rhabditida, Strongylidae. The record is from the annotation of a GenBank genome assembly.
AUGGAAGAACUACAUGAGGAGGUGUCCUUGGCGCACGAGAACUUCGCUCUAUCGCUGUCGACGCUGUGCGCGCUGGUUCGAGGAUUAGGGUGUUCGUAUAGAACAAACGAUGGCCAAAGACUUAUACAAAGAGCAGAUCUGGUCGCUAAAAGAAAAGAAUACUUGCACGCAAUUGCAUUAGCAAGAAGAGGAGAUUAUAUAGUUUAUAUGGAUGAAACGUGGGUCUAUAGUGGUAUGAGCAAGAAGAUGGGCUGGAAUGAUAAUAACAUCCCAAGAUUCGCGCCCCAAUCGACGUUCGCCAGGGCCAUCGUUAUUGACGCAUUGGCUGAGGACGGCGUGAUAGCCCCAUGUACGAAAGUGUUUGUAAGCGGAAGGUUGGCUGACGAUGGGGACUAA